AUAAAAAUUCAAAUCUUACAUUAUCGAAUAAUUGGACUGCAAAUGGCAACUUCAAUAACACAGUCCUCACUCUCUGCAAUUUCUUCUUCAAUUUCUUCUUCCCGCUCUUAUUCUUCUUCAACUGCUAAUGUCUCCUUCCCGCGGUUUCCACGCAAAAUUCGGAAGUUGACCUGCAAAACAACGGUGAAUGAGACCGUACAAGGAGCUCCGGCGACUUACGCCAAAGCUAUGGAGCGUCUCUCCGCUAAAGAAUCGUUACUUCUCGCAUUUAAGGAUUCAGGUGGAUUUGAAGCGUUGGUGAGCGGAAAAGUGACGACAAUGCAAAGAAUUGAUGUGAAUGAGAGGAUUAUUGGUCUUGAGAGGCUUAAUCCUAGUCCUAGACCAACUACGUCACCGUUUUUGGAAGGAAGGUGGAAUUUCGAGUGGUUUGGAUCUGGAAGUCCUGGAUUAUUUGCUGCUACUUUUUUAUCUGAGAGGUUUCCUUCGAGUUUGGCGAAUUUGGCGAAAUUGGAUGUUGUGAUUAAGGAUAGUAAUGCUAAGGUUACUGCCAAUAUGAAAUUACUCUCAUCGAUAGAUAGCAAAGUUGUUUUGUCUUCCCAAUUAUCUGUGGAGGGACCUCUCAGAAUGAAAGAGGUAUAUGUUGAAGGAAUACUUGAGACACCAGCAAUAAUUGAAGAAAGUGUACCAGAACAGUUAAAAGCUGUACUUGGUCAAGCAAUGAGCAUAGCGCAACAACUUCCAGUUUCAAUCAGGAAUGCGGUUUCCAAUGGCCUAAAAAUUCCUCUAUCUGGGUCUUUCCAGAGGCUCUUUAUGAUCUCUUAUCUUGAUGAGGAGAUACUUAUUAUUAGGGAUACUGCUGGAGUACCUGAAGUUCUUACAAGGUUGGAUGCUUCUCCAUCUGCCACAAUGGCCAACACUGAAUACGAGAGUUAAAGAUACUGAUAUUUUAUUUUAUUUGCUUCUCAAACUUGUGAUACAAUGUAAAGUAUUUACAUGUCAAUCAUCACCCGUUUCAUUUUAUUAAGUUUUAUCUUUCCCACUCUGUAUUUCUAUCACAGUAAAGAGUCAAACUGUUACAUUUUCUCUUUCUCAAUAAUAAAGCCAAUGUUCGCUUUUAUCCUAA
Messenger RNA from Mercurialis annua (annual mercury), 1123 nucleotides. RefSeq names its product probable plastid-lipid-associated protein 13, chloroplastic. NCBI's taxonomy places the organism in Eukaryota, Viridiplantae, Streptophyta, Magnoliopsida, Malpighiales, Euphorbiaceae. The transcript has 7 exons. The record is from RefSeq and is a predicted model, not a curated record. Bases 43 to 933 code for a protein of 296 amino acids.